AUGGACUCCGAUCAUCCCUCCACCUCCAUAUCCACCUUGGAUACACCACCGCAGCCACCACCAGCAAUCGACUCCAGCCAAUACCCACCUGAGCCUCUCACCGAACGCGUCCUCCGUGCACUUGAAAACCGUCUCCUUCUUCUCCACCGCUCUAACAACGACUUCUUCAUCUUAGGCGCCACCGGAAAUGUCUACACAGUCACUCUCUCCGCCACCCCGUCCUGCACAUGCCCUGACAGUACCACCCCAUGCAAACACAUACUCUUCGUCUACAUCCGCCUUCUCUCUGUUUCCCUAGACGACCCUUGUUUAUGGCGCCGCACCCUCCGCCCUUGCCAACUCACCCGCCUCCUCUCUGCUCCCGUCGCUGUAGAUGCGGUUGCUGGUGUAGCCAUCCGACAACGCUACCAAGAACUGUAUCUCCACCGUGCCACAACAAACCCAGAUGGGGAGGGACCCCCGGUGCAGGUGGAAGAGGGUUCAAAUUGUCCGGUGUGUCUGGAGGAGAUGGGCGGAGGGGAUCGGAAACUGGUGGCGUGUGAGACUUGUAAGAAUCCGAUUCAUGAAGAGUGUUUGGUGGCAUGGAAGAAGAGUAGUAGGAGAAGAUUGACGAGUUGUGUGAUAUGUCGUGCAAGAUGGAGAGAUCCAGCUGAACGAGAGAGGUAUAUUAACCUCUCGGCGUAUGUUAGCGCAGAUGAAAACACCAUACAUGGUCAAGAGGAUGUGGAUAAUAGUGGGGUGAAUGUAAAUGAUUAG
Molecule: messenger RNA, 756 nt
Organism: Lactuca saligna
Lineage: Eukaryota; Viridiplantae; Streptophyta; Magnoliopsida; Asterales; Asteraceae
Source: the annotation of a GenBank genome assembly